UGUAGCUCCAGCCCCACUCAGCCUGCAGGAAGUGUGCGGAGCGGACUGGGGGAGAAAAGACGGCGUCGUCGCUCUCGCUUGAACUGGGGGGCAAAAAUUAUUAUGGCGAGCGAAUGAACUAGUAAUUUUGUGUGCAAUCCGAAACGUCGUCAACCUGCUCGGUUGUUGUGCACAUCUAUUUGUCGGCUCCACCAGGUACUCAGAUGUGCUGGGAGCUGUGAUGGAGCUAAGCUGUGGACUGGAUUGGGAAACAGCAUCACAGGACUUUAUGAUGAAAUCUGUUUCAAGCAGUUCAGUGCUGAUGUAUCUUAUCAUCGCCAUUCAAGAAAAACCCAGUUGCUUUCAAAUAUCAGCCGUCCCAAGUUUGCUCCCAUCUGGUGCUCCUCAUCUGUCCAGACGCUCUCUGAUCUGCUGGGACCGAGUGGAAUUGAAAGGCUGAUUGGAGAGAAUAUCUGCCUCCCAGGUAAAAUGGCUGAUACCACAGAAGCAGAGAGCUGAGCAUCACACAUUGCCCCCUUUCUUCUAUGUUCGAGGAUCAUUUUAUGUGGACAUUUCCCCCUUCCAUUUCAAUUUUCUCAUCAUGGCUAUGCAUGAUAUGAACCGUGCCAAGGGUUACCCUUGCAAAGAAUGCGACAUGAUAUGCCCAAGUACACCUAGCCUCCUGGAGCACAUGAAAGCCCACUAUCACCAAGAGGGGAGUGGCAGAUUUGAAUGUGAACAGUGUGGACGCAUUUUCAAGCAUGCCAGUAGUUUGGCUUCCCACAAAAAGUCCCAUGAGAUGGGCUCUUUCCAAUGCCCAGUGUGCACCAGAACAUUGCCCAAUGCGGUGGCGCUGAAGAACCACCUCCGCAUUCACACUCUGUCUCCUAGUGCACAAACUGAAGAGGAGAAUGAGGAUGGUGUUGAUGAAGAUAGGGAUUAUGGUUUAGCACAAGAUCUUUCUGACACAGGUUUCCGGGGCCACCUGAACAGCAGCGGAAUGAUGACGAGCCAUGACCACGACAAGCAAAAAUCUCCAGGAUCCGAAGAUGCUUGGGACAGACCCUUCAAGUGUGACCAGUGUGACAGGACCUACCGUCAUCAUGGCAGCUUGGUCAACCACAAGAAGUCUCAUCAGGAAGGCACUUACAAGUGUACCAUCUGUUACAAACAGUUCAGCAACCUGGCUGCCCUGAACGCCCAUGAACGCACCCAUUCAAAGUUUAAACCCCCUGGAAUGUCCAUGGGAAACCUUGUGCCUCAGGUGUCGUCUGAGCCUCGACCACCUGCCCCCCAAAAUGAUGACCUGGCAGCCUGCUUUUGCCACCUCUGUCAGGUUUCCUUGCCCAACAAGAGUGACUUUCAGGAGCACAUUCUGUUGCAUAAUGCUGCAUCGUCUUCGCUGGGUUUGACGCGGAGCUUCCCUGGGAUAGUGCCCCACAAUCUCAGCACUGUCCGUUCCCCAGCAGUCAACCCUUACACCCCAGCUCUUGGUGAUCCUCUUCCACUUCCUCCUUUACCUGACAAACGUUAUGAUCAGAUGCUUGGCCCUCCUGUCAAUAAUCCAAUCUAUACCUGCGCUUACUGCGGGGCUGGACAUCCUGACUUGGAGAGCCUGAAAAUUCACUACCUAACCCAUGAACCUCAUCCUACAGCACAUGCUCAAGAGGGCCCCUCUAUUCUAAAUUCAGAUGGCUUGAGCUCCAACUCCCAACCAUCUGUAUCUUCACCCAGUGGGGAAUCCCGGUCCCAGCAGCAGUCGUCAUCCAUUGAUGAUGGUGACCGCAGAUUCAAGUGUCAAGAGUGUGGGAAAAGCUAUCGGCAUGCUGGGAGUCUUGUCAAUCACAAGCGCUCCCAUCAGACGGGGCAUUAUCAGUGCACAGUUUGCUGUAAAGAGUAUCCUCACCUUGCAGCACUUCACAGCCACCUACGCAGUCACAAAUCACGCCCGAAUUCUCAGAGUCUAAGUUCAGAAGGUGACUGGCUAUCUUCUGAGCCUAUGACUGGGCUAGACUCACAGCAGAGCUUUGUGCAUUCUCAGGAUCAAGAGAAUGGUGCAACAACUCCCAUCUCGUUACCUGGCAAUCUCGGUGAUGCAGCCCACUUUGUUCCAGAUGGUGGCCAUAGCAGUGGCCUGGAUUCACUGGAAUUCCAUGACCGGUUUGAUGGCUCUCUUGCUCAGGGCAAUUCCGGCCACUCUCCUCUGCCACAGAAUCAUCGCCAGGCAGAUCGGCAUAUGUGUGCCGAUCAGGGCAAUAUGUCCAAUGGGUACAUGGGCAACAUGGGCUUCCACAGCUCAGGGGGUGCGUCUUUACCAGCUGGCAGUGCCAACCUCAAAGAAGGCAGCCGUCAAAGACGUGGACACGAUCAGUAUGGAAGUGGACAGGGCAGUGGCAAGAGAAUGGAAAGCAAAGAGGAUGACGGAGAAGUUUACCAGUGCACAGUCUGUGGGAACCAUUAUGCCAGUCUUCGGGCUCUUCGUAGCCACCUACGCAGCCAUGGCGUGAACCAAGGUGCAGGGCCCUCCUCUGCGCUGUCCCCCAUAGGUGAGCAGGAGUGGAGAAGACGGCAAGAAGGUAGCGAGGUCAACCUACUGAUCUGUAGUACCUGUGGCCAGAGUUUCACCAGAAAGCAGGACCUGCUCAAUCACCAGCUGGUACAUGGACCUCCCCGACCGGAUGGAUCCACACAGGGCUUGGGGGGCAGCAGCUCUAAUGCUAAUGGCAAAAUGGAUGGAAGGAACCACAUUUGCGUUGACUGUGGCAUGUUCUUUGCAGAUCGCCAUCAUCUGAUCACUCACCUGUGUCCAGGCAAGGCACGAGGCGGAACGCUGAACAAAGACAUGAAUGGAGCUAAAGGGAUGACUGGUGGUGCUGGGACCAGCAGUGGUGGUGGCCCUGUGGAUCACCGGCAGAUGACUGAUUCUGAUGAUCGGCCACACAGGUGUGACCAGUGUGGAAGAGGUUACAGGCACCCUUGCUCCCUUCUCAACCACAAGAAAUCACACAAGACUGGGGUCUUCCGCUGCCUUGUCUGCCAAAAACGCUACUACAACCUGCUGGCUCUCAAGAACCACCAGAGGACUCAUUUUGACUUAAAGAGGCACAAGUGUGAGGAGUGCGGGAAAGCCUUCAAGAUUCAGAAGCAGCUCAUCAAUCACCUCCGCCUGCACGAAGAGCACAGAGCAAAGACUGGGGUUCGUGACCAACGCGUCCAAAGCAUGAACCAACACAAUGGUGCACGUUAUGAGGGGGGGCCGUCUCAGAUGCAGCCGAUGAGGAUGGGAGACCCCAAGAUUCAAAACCCACAAAUGGGCCCCAAUUAUGGCCAACCUCAAGGCUUUAAGAAACCAUAUGCUGGGGCAAGGGCCCAGCAAGUGGAUGAUGGUAGUGGCCGACGUCCAUUUGCCUGUGACCAGUGUGGACGCACUUACCGCCAUGCCGGCAGUCUGGCCAACCACAAGAACCUGCACAAGAUUGGCGAGUAUCACUGCAAUGUGUGUAACUCCACCUAUCCAAACCGACUGGCCAUGAAGAACCACCUCCGCAUGCAUUUCGCACUCAAGAAGUACACCUGCACUGACUGUGGCAGGGGCUUCAGGAACCAGAGACAGCUUGAAACGCAUACUACCAACCAGCUCUGCAAGGACCUUCCUGGUCCCAGUGUGCAGCCCCCGCCGCCCCCUAGUUACGAGUGUAACGGUUGCUCUGAGGGGUUCUCCACGGCUACAGAACUGGCCUCCCAUAGUUGCAGCGCCCAGCUCCCUUCCUCCUCUGCCUCUCUAAACAGCUCCACGCUGAGCAUGGAGACAGGUGACCUCGGUUCCCCCGAGCGAGAAGAGCGACCCUUCGCCUGUGACCUUUGCGGCUGCUCAUACAAGCAUGCCAGCAGCCUGCUGAACCACAAGAACACGCACAAGACCGGCAACUUCAGCUGCUCCUACUGCGACAAACCCUACACCAACUACAUGGCACUACGCAACCACAUGCGCAUCCACACUCAGAAGAAGCGUCACAUCUGCUCUACCUGUGGGAAGGCCUUCCGGCUGGCACGCUUUCUCCGCAACCACCAGAGGGUCCACGAGGAGGGCCACACCCGCUUUGGCUGCCCCACCUGUGGGAAGAGCUUCCAAGGUCGGUCGGGCCUGGCCAGGCACCGCUGCGGGGACAACCAGGUAGGCAACGAAAGCGGGAGGAAGGCCACUUCAAGCACGAGAGAGGGAGAAGAGUGCCGGUUCACAUGUGAGCAAUGUGGCCGAUCCUACCGGCAUGCUAGCUCUCUCCUGAACCACAAAAACACCCACACAGUUGGCAUCUACCAUUGCGCCGUGUGCCUCAAGACCUACUCCAACCUGCUUGCCCUGAAGAACCACCGCCGCAUUCAUUCAGAGACACGCCGGCACCGCUGCCCAGAGUGUGGUAAGGCCUUCCGUGUCUCCUCCCAGCUCCAGAACCACCGUCGCAUCCACCAGAAGGAGCGCGAGUUCGCCUGUACACUCUGCCAGCGCACUUUCCCCAGCCAGUCCAGCUUCCGCCUCCACCUGGAGAUGCAGCAUGGACGAGGUCAGAAGUCCUCGCAGCAGCACCAGCACCACCACCACCACCACCACCAGCAGCAGCUGCAUGCGGGGGCUUCGUCUGGUGGUGGCUCUGACCUGAGCUGGGGCUCAGGCCUGGACCUGACGUUGAUGCAGGCCCAGGGGCUCGACCCCAAUGGUGUCCCCAAGCAUGGCCCGCCCCACCAUGGCCAUGGCACCGGGCGAGCCACCGGCCACCAACAGCAUCACCACCAGCAGCAGGUGCAGCGUAUCCACGGUGACACGGGAUGCAAGUCGCACGUGUGCGACCAGUGCGGGCGUGGCUACAGGCAUGCCAGCUCCCUGCUGAACCACAAGAACAGUCACAAGGCGGGCACUUACUUCUGCAACUCCUGCCAGAAAGAAUUCACCAAUCUGAUGGCAUUCAAAAACCACAGACGCAUCCACACAGAGCCCAAGCGCUACCAGUGUCCGGAUUGCGGGAAGGCCUUCCGUGUCUCCACCCAGCUCAUAUGUCACAGGCGCAUCCACACCAAGGAGAAGCCCUUCUCGUGCCAGCAGUGCGACAAGCGCUUCUCCAGCAAGUCCAACCUGCGGCACCACCAGAAGGUCCACUGGAACAGCUCGGCGCCCACCAGCAGUGUCACCAUGGGCGCCGCCAACUUCUUGGGUAUGCCCUCUGGGCCCUUUAUAUAAGUUAUGGUGGGAGUUGGGGAAGAAGGACUGAUAUUGUUGUGGAGAUUUGAUGCCAAGGCUUCUGGAGGUGCCAAAAACACCCCUGUCCCCAUUCUCUCACUCAUCAGUCAUCUCUACUUACCCUAGUGUAUGAGUUGUGGCUGUGAGUCUUUUUUAAUUUAUUUUUGUUUUUGUUUUUGUUACAUUUUUUUUAAACCUCCCCCCUCUCUUUCGCUCUCUCUCCUUCUUCCGUUGAGCAGGUUGUGUCUAGGUUUAGAGGACUUUCCCUUCACCUCCCUGCAUGUUCCCGAAGACUUUGGACAAAACAAGGAUUCAGUAAUGGAUCAGGACAUCAUUUAAGACUGUUAGUCAUAGGCUUGUGUGGCAUUUGUAGCCCCUCUCUCUUGUUUGUCCUGAUAGGAAUGUGAGUCAGUGCCCUGCUAAAUUGAUCCCUCCCUAAUCAUAAAACCUUCAAAGAUUAACCAUUUUACACCGCAGGUGAGACUUGAUUGGUAGAGGACUACAGAUUUCACGUUUCAUAAUUCUCUUCAUGAUACCACUUUGAGCAGGGUUGACAGGAAGGGAAGAGAAAGUGGGAAGAAGUUCUGAUCCAGUGUUGAGAGAGGGGUCACUGUAGCUGAGGACAGAGGUUUCAUCCCAUGUGAUUUUUACCCCCACUGCUUAGGGUCAGAGCAGUAAGUAAAGGUUAGUGAGAGUCCCAUCUGUGGUCUUGCAUAUUAAAAUCAUGUCAUCCCAUCUUCAUCCUUCCCUUGGUCACCUUAAAAACUUUCAAUAUUUUCAAUUAAACACAACUGACUGUUGAACUAAAAAAACAAAAACAGAAAAAACAUUUAAAGAUGUGUAGGAACUAGGUUGGACAGUGAAUAGGUCGUAUUUGAAAACUGACUACAGCCGCCAUGUUGUGUAGAACUCUCAAAGGUGUUCUUUUUUUUUUUUUUUGUUCUCACUUUUGAUGUUCUAAUUUUUUUCUAACUUGUGUGUUUCUUGCAGCACGAAGAUGAGCUUCAAACCUUAUUAUUCUGCAGAUGACAGCAUUGCGCUAAACGGGUUCUCUUCUUUGCGGCAUCAUAUGUGUGUUCCCUCCUAUAAUUUCAAGAUGUUGCUCAGAACCCUUAUUUUCAAACACUGCGCAUUAACUAGCUAGUGUAUAGAAACAAUAGGUUGUGCUUUGAAGAAAAAAAGAAAGAAAAAGAAAAACAGGGGAAAAUGUAUAUUAAUAGGCUUGUACUGGCAUUUGGUUUACCUUGUAUUGUAUCGUACUUCUGACUGUAUUAUUUACAGGAAGACUUUUAUAAAAGAUCACUGUAGUAUGCAUUUUAUUUAUAUUAACCCUUGUAACCGAAAACGCUAGUUUUAGGACUUCCCUGUUGUAGGAGCUGUUCCAGACACCUCUUUCUGUCUGUCUGUCUCUCUUUCUAUUGCUCUUUUGCUCUCUCUCUCGACCCAUGAAUUCCUUAUGACACGGAGUCGAGGAUGACAGGACUCCUAAAGAACACUUGUUAUAGUGACUGUAAUCGCCAUUUUUUUGAGGGGGGGGUCUCCAUUAUUUGUUUAUGCUUUUAAGACUUACUUUCCCUUGUACAAUAGACAGGGACCUGUAAUAAUGUGUGUUUUUGAUUGCAGUUCGAUGAGUGUAAAGAUAUCACUGUAUUGUUCGACCCUCCUUAUGUGACAUCGUGACGAUCCCCUCCCUCCAAAAUCCCCCUUCACAUGUCAAGAUUGGAUGUGCCUCAGUCUCAUGCUAUUAACCUCACACUUUUAAGGGAUGGUUUUGUGAAAAUUACAAUCACUUAGGCAAUCUUAUUUUAACAUUUUUGUUACAUCCUUAUGGUAUCCCUUCUAUUUAUUAGUAUCUUCUUUUUAUUUAAUUGCAUUUGACUAUUUCAAGCUCCUUGAACCUAUAAUACCAGGGACCUCUGGUGCUAGUAAGUCCAUGUAUUUGGAGUGAAAGUGAAGUUGUAAGGAAAAGUGAUAUGACUAGAGCACAGGAAGAUUGUGUGUGUGUGUAUAUAUAUAUAUGUUCCUAUAACCUAAAAAUAGGGUGGAAAAAAAGUCUAAAGUAUAUAACAAAACUAAGUGCGUUAAUUUGGGAAGGAUUGACUGAACGAAUAUAAGAAUUAUGUAAGUUUAACCUUUUUGUUUUCCCUCUUUCAUGCAUAUAUAUGUACUGCUGACUAUACACUUUUUUUAAACUACAUUUUGAUAAUUCAUUUCCUAACAGAACUUGUUUGGAUUAUAACCUUAAUGCUCUCAAGUAAUGAAAAUAAAUAGCUGGUAAAAAAGGA
Molecule: messenger RNA, 7497 nt
Organism: Electrophorus electricus (electric eel)
Lineage: Eukaryota; Metazoa; Chordata; Actinopteri; Gymnotiformes; Gymnotidae
Product: zinc finger protein 646
Source: RefSeq, a predicted model, not a curated record